This is a messenger RNA of Pleuronectes platessa (European plaice), 5373 nucleotides long. RefSeq names its product SRP receptor subunit alpha (gene srpra). Gene Ontology annotation, biological process: SRP-dependent cotranslational protein targeting to membrane. Lineage: Eukaryota; Metazoa; Chordata; Actinopteri; Pleuronectiformes; Pleuronectidae. The record is from RefSeq and is a predicted model, not a curated record. Bases 1787 to 3748 code for a protein of 653 amino acids. The transcript is spliced from 15 exons. Gene Ontology annotation, molecular function: GTP binding; signal recognition particle binding; GTPase activity. Gene Ontology annotation, cellular component: signal recognition particle receptor complex; endoplasmic reticulum membrane.
AGCGAGACUGUGGCACACGAGCAAGUCAUAUUUUAGUCUCCAUCUCAGGUUUGAGCUCAGAGCAGACGGCAGAUUUUUGGGUCCAGACGAUGAUGAUGACGAUGAUGUUGGUGUAUAUGAAAUUGGUGUCAAUACAUUUGUCUUGCUAGGUUUUUCUUCAUGUUGGGAUGCCAACGAUCUUCUUGAUUUCAAGAGGUUUCGGAACCAACCUGAAACGAGAAAGACUAACUGCAUAUUACUAACUUAAUUACACUUUUCUAAACACAAAACACAACACAAAACAAAAUCCGCUCUCUGCGUUAUCUGUUAAACAUCAGCAGUAGAUAAUAACAAUGAGCUAGUAGCUAAAGUGGCUACAGUAAAAUUAUUCUUUGUUUUUGCUGGAAAUUAAAUUGAAAAACCAACCACUAUCAUGCUUUAUGACAAGUUAACAAAGGAAAGCUGGUUAAAAGAUAAUGACCAAAUACAUUUGAACAAAAUAACCCGAUGGUGAAAUCACACAAGGGCAAAUGUCUGAUACGUGGGGGCAUGUCUGAAACCCCAACUUACCAUGCAUGUUGUUAACAUUGUCAUGCCUCUUCAACUUCUCUCCAAAAUCCUUCUGGCAAAAAAAAUUAAAUAAAUCAUAAAACGUGGUAGCUGAACUAAGAACUGUGCAACAGUCUGCCCUAACUGAAAGUAUCAAAGACGAAGUGAAAAGUCUAUCGAGUGUCAGUGACCUCACCAGAAAAAAUAAGGAAGGAACUCUGCUUGAUUUCACAUGCAAAGUUACUCAUUCGUCACAGUUUAUGGUACAAGCAGUUAACCCUUUGUCAAUUAAAUAAAUAAACCUUAAUACCCGAGUCCUGGUGUUUCUCAAUAAAAAGGACAUUCAAAGCCUUGAACACUGCUGCUUUCUUAUCUGGAUGGAAUUAUGACUGAAGCUAAUAGCUUAACAGCAAGUCAGACCUGCAUCUUGUGCACAUCUGGACGUUUUCUACCUGUGUAAGAUGAGGUAAGCAGCAUUACUGUCAAACAGAGGAAGUGAAGAGGAGCCAGCUGGAGAACUAUUAUAAUUGGAUCUACAUUUAUUCAUUGUGUGAUGUCACAAUAAUGCAUUUUAAUUUUCUCACCUGAUGCCAGUAAGCCCUUUAAAAAACAACAUAGGCAAUUCAUUUCUUUAAGGACUUUUCUGAUCUUGUUCCUUUUUUUUAAAUAUUCUCUACAAAGAGAAAACUGUAUUAAAAAGUGUGGAUUAUACACCAGAGUUUUAUCAGUUAGUUUAAUCUAUGCAUUAUAUAUGCAUUAGGAAAACUCUUCUAUAUGAUUUUAUGUUAUGUAAUGUUAAAUCUUAUCUCAUUUUAAUUCAGCUGAAAGUUUGAGUUUCUCAAUACUCUCACUUUAUUCUCAUAGUACAAUGGAAAAAAUAAAAAGACCGAAAACAUUUUAUAAAGCUUGAGGAUCUAUUUUAACAAAAUAAAAGAAAGACAAUAAUUUAAUUUAAGAAAAGCUUCAGGAAUCUUUAAUAACUAAAUAAACGACUGACAAAAAUAUUCAUAAAAAAGCGUUUGAAUCUGUUAUAACAAAAUAAAGGACCGACAAAAAAAGUAAAGCUUUAAAAUCAGGAAAGACUUGCAAAAAAAUAAAAUAAGGUAUUAGAAUCAAACGGCGCAAGCGCAAACCUGAGAAAAACUAUCCCCGGAAGUGUGCGUCACUUCCUGGCUCUGCGUCUGACGUGUCUAAAACAGCGUUGCACUGGUGGUGGAUUUUAUCAUCUUUUAAGAAUUACCUGAUACGUGGGGGCAAGAUGCUGGACUUCUUCACCAUCUUCAGCAAAGGGGGGAUAGUGCUGUGGUGUUUCCAGGGAGCCGGGGUCAGUGAGUCCUUCGCGGGGCCCGUCAACGCGUUGAUCCGCUCCGUCAUCCUCCAGGAGCGAAGUGGGAAUAAUUCCUACUCUCACGAGGCCCUGAGUCUUAAAUACAAGCUCGACAAUGAGUUUGAGCUCAUAUUUGUGGUGGGUUUUCAAAAGAUCCUGACGCUGACGUAUGUGGACAAGUUCAUAGAUGAUGUUCAGCUUCAUUUUAGAGAUCGUUAUAAGAAUGAGCUGGAGCAGAAGGGUGCACUGAAGCUCCUUAACAAUAACUUUGAGUUCGAAGACGACUUCACGAUGCUUCUAAGAGAGGCGGAAGAGAGUAGCAAAGCUCGGAGCCACGUCGCCAUGCGGUCCUUCAAGGAGUCCGAGAAAUCCCAAAAAACUGUGAAGUCCAUGAUUGAGACGAAGGGUGUGGACAAAAGCAAGGAACAGGGUGGCAAGAAGAAUAAAAAUACCAAAAAGGAGGCUCCUGCAGCUGAUUCUGCCAAAGGUGACAAGGGCAAGGUCACAUCCUCUGGGCAGAAGACGGUUGAGAAUGGGAACCAGGGCUUGACUCCUGAGGAGGACAUGCAGAAGAAGAGAGAGGAAUUCUUUCGCAAACGCAUUGUGGGAACUGCUGAAAAACCCAUCAGUAGCACUAAGUCUCCAAAGCCCCAGAAACCAAGAGAGAAACGAAUGCGUGUUUGGGACAUGGGAGGCAACAGCACCAAGGAGCUCGACUACAGCAAGAGUAAAGGAGAGGGCUCCACUAACGGUGACGACCAGAGUCUGGAAACCAAAAUGGACCCAGGAAUGCAGGUGAGCUCCAUGGAGGGAGAGCUGCCGCCUGUGGACUACGAGUCCAGUGACGAAGGGGAGAUUGAGGAAGAGGAUGAGAGAGUGGUUGUCAGUGGAACAAGCAAGACAAGCUCCAAAAAGGGUGGCAGCUUUGGGGGCAUGUUUGGGAUGCUGAAGGGCCUGGUGGGCUCCAAGAGCCUGAGCAGUGAUGACAUGGAGCCAGUGCUGGAGAAGAUGAAGGAGCACCUCAUCACAAAGAAUGUAGCAGCCGACAUUGCCUCCAAGCUCUGUGACUCUGUAGCCAAAAAACUGGAGGGGAAAGUCAUGGGCACAUUCACCACUGUGGCCUCUACAGUAAAGCAGGCCCUACAGGACUCGCUGGUGCAGAUCCUGCAGCCCAAGCGAAGGGUGGAUAUUCUGAGAGAUGUCAUGGAUGCGCAGAGCCAGCGAAGGCCCUUUGUCAUCACAUUUUGUGGCGUCAAUGGGGUCGGAAAGUCCACCAACCUGGCCAAGAUCUCCUUCUGGCUGAUCGAGAACGGUUUCACAGUGCUGAUCGCAGCCUGUGACACUUUUCGUGCCGGUGCAGUGGAGCAGCUCCGCACUCAUGAGAGGCGCCUGAACUCUCUGCAUCCACAGGAGCAGCAUGGGGGAAGGCCCGUAGUUCAGCUCUAUGAGAAGGGCUACGGCAAGGAUGCGGCUGGAAUUGCCAUGGAAGCCAUUGCCUAUGCUCGCAACCAGGUCUUUGACGUUGUGCUGGUGGACACUGCUGGGCGUAUGCAGGACAACGCCCCCCUAAUGACAGCCCUGGCCAAACUCAUCGCAGUCAACAUGCCUGACCUGGUGCUGUUUGUUGGGGAGGCUCUGGUGGGCAACGAGGCGGUCGACCAGCUGGUGAAGUUCAACCAGGCUCUGGCCGACCACUCCAUGUCUGACAGGCCUCGGCUCAUUGAUGGAAUUGUUCUCACAAAGUUUGACACCAUUGAUGACAAGGUGGGUGCCGCCAUCUCCAUGACGUACAUCACGGGCCAGCCCAUUGUGUUUGUGGGCACGGGGCAGACCUACAGCGACCUGCGCAGCCUCAAUGCCCGGGCUGUGGUCAGUGCCCUGAUGAAGGCUUAAGCGGCCGUAUGUGCCGCUGUAAGUUCAUCGUCUCAAACAAUGUUGUCACACUGCCGUGAGAUGUUCCAGCCCUGCAAGCCCUCGUCUCUCAUCCUCCUGCUCUACUUCGCAUCCAAUGAAGAACUCUCGUCACGAAUAGGACUUCUAUCCUCCCAGUAAAGGACAAGUGAGCACUUUGACCAAAGUGGUCAUUUUGCAAAUCAUUAAUUCUAAACUUUUGGGCCAAAUUGAGAAGUACCUCCAUCGAUGAAGUCGCAUCCAAAUGACAUUUUGGCUACAUGGAUCUAGGCUGUAAAUGUCAUUAGUUUACUGGUUCACUCAGUAAAAGUCUUUGACAAUAAAGUCCACACCUGGCAUUUUGUCAGUCACUUUUCCCCCUCCUUGUGUAAAUGAGGUCAGGUCAUGAAGGCUGGCUGGAUGUGAUAUUACAGCAGCUGCCGGUGCCUGAGGAAAGCUUAGUGACCAUAGUGCCUAUCUGUCUCCUGUCCUACAAGUUAACACUGUCACUACAUAGAUGUUUUUUCCAUCAAGAGUACCCUGACAGUUCAGGUAUGAAACCACUCCUCAUCCAGUGAAGGUGUAUGAAUCAAGCUACAUUCACACAAACACGGCACUUCUGCUAUGGAAUUCAGAGCCCUUAAAAAUACAGAAGUUUGGGUACGCUGUAGUCCCUGUUUUAUUUUGGAAAACUCAGUGACUACAGUAUAGUCUGGACUGGCAGAAACAAAGAAGUUUGGAAACGAUGAAGUAGACACUCAACAGCUUGCAGAUUGAGUCUGUUAGCGAGUAAUGCUCUCAAUACCGCUCCGCUGUAUUUGUUUUGCCAUGACUCCCAGUCUUGUGUUUGUCUGCUUCCAUGGUUGCUUAAUACUCCAGUAGCAGUUCCACCUCAUUGUCUUUCUAUUAACAAAAGAAAUCCCUGCUCUUACUUAUACCUAUUGCUGCAUCAUGUGUGUUAGCUCUUUCUGCAACUAACAACUACCUGCAGAGUAAACUUAUCUGCUUCCUGUGCACACAAGCAUUUGGUGAUAUGCGUUUUGGGGUAUUAGUUUGGAGAGGGACUAAAACUGAUGCAUAGCCCAAAGGCCGGUGUCAAUGGAGAUUGCUUUUGUUUUAUAAUGGCAUUUUAAAACGUAGUAGUGUGGAUGAAGCCUGUUUACAGGUCAGCCAUAGAAUCCAUCAAGUCCGUGGAUGUUGUAAUUCUGUUAAAAAAAAGGUAGAGACCAGAUGCAAGACUAAACCUCAGUAGUUUACAUACAGCUAAACAUACUAACAACUGUGGUACUAGUUUCAGAUGGAUUAUCUCCCAGAGCUCCUCACCUACAUAACACAUUUUCAUCACAAAAUGGACAAAUUGAUCCCCUGGUUUUAAGAGGAAAAAAAUACUCCCUCAGUUUCAUUUAAAAAACUUUUUAGUUCUUACCAGUCAGAUCUGAGAAUCCUUGGCCUUUAUAUUUGUUUUCACUCAUGAUUUAUAUGAAGAAAUGUACGUUUCAAUUAUCUCGACUCCCCCCCUUUAAUUAACGGUAGAGCAAUAUCAGAGAGUCAGAAGAUUUGAGCUAAUUUAUGAGAAUGUAAACAUUUCUAAAUAAAGCUGCUAUGCUACGACGGGCUGUAAAGUGGAA